AUGGGGCACCAGAAGUCCUCGUCCAAGCUCAUGCUAGAGAGGGAGCUGGGUCCAACGGACAGUAUCGCCAUCCGGUUCCUUCACGGCAAGCGACACGUCCGUAGGGACAAUAACCCGGAAGGUCGUUCUGCAAAUGUGACCAUUCAGGAGAAAGACCGAAAGGAUACGGCUGCGGUGGGCGAGCUAGAUAAGGAGAUGGACAUGAUGACAGAUCCGGAGCUUCUGCAUUCUGCCAGAGCAGAUCAAGAAGAACUCAAGCAAGGAAUACGCUCCUACACCGACUUGGUCGUCCAGUGA
Molecule: messenger RNA, 297 nt
Organism: Cladophialophora carrionii CBS 160.54
Lineage: Eukaryota; Fungi; Ascomycota; Eurotiomycetes; Chaetothyriales; Herpotrichiellaceae
Exons: 2
Coding region: 1-297 (98 amino acids)
Source: RefSeq, a predicted model, not a curated record